UUUUAAUAGAGAUGCUAAAAUGAGUUUAACUAUCACUCAGACACACCCGAAGACAAAUGGGGGCCCUGGCGUUGUGCGGCGGCAGCGGGUGUACGACCACCUGUACGAUCCCGUUUACACGGUGUCCUCGGAGGUCGACCACGCCAGGUCCAGUCUCAAGGUCUUCGCCUCCAAGGACAGAAUAAGGAGAGUGACUGAGUUUGGGUCCAUGUUCAGUGAGCUGUCCCACCACCCACGGUACACCGUUCAGCUGCAACCAGCAGACCCAGUACCGGCCUCCAUUGAUCGUCGCUGGCGAGGCCACGUGGAGCAGCGGAGAGAGGCCUUGCAGCAGCUGGCUGGGGUUAUUCCAAAUGCUCAGCCGUGGCUGAAAAGGGAGGAGUGCCAUGUGACCGGACCUGAUCGCUGGAAAUACUUCAAACGCCCUCUGAUUCCCUUUGCACGGCAGGUUCCCCCGAAUGUAAUUUUCGCGUUGCCUAAAAAAGACUUUAUAUCUUCUGGUGGAAAGAAUGCUAAGCAUACUAAACAGCCCACCCACGUCACGGUCGGGGUCCAGACAGACUACAGGGAGAGUGAAACACAGACGGAGCCGUACAGCCCGGAGUAUGUGGUGCAACCCGGGACAACUCCCUCAGAACUCCUGCAACUGGCAGCUUUGACUUGGGGUCGCGGCCUGCCUGCAGGCCUGGCAGAAGUAGAAAUGAUCGAGCGGGCGCGUGCCAAGCGAGCUUGGGAGGCCACCCUUCCUCCAUUGGCUGACCUGAGUCAGCUGGAAAAAAGGAGACGUAUGAUGGAGGUGAUGGAGGUCAAAGAGUGGGCUUUCAGAGACGGAGAAAUCCAGAAGUUGCAAGAGGCUCGUCUUACUGUGCUGAAGGACCUCUUGAGGCAAAGAGAUGAGGCCCAGAAAGAAGUCACAAGCGAGAGACUCAUCCAGAUAUAUUCUAAGCGCCAACAAGACAAAGAGACCAAGCUACAGAAGAUUCACAAUGACUACAUCAGGUCACUGAGAAAACUGGACGCUAAGGGGAGAAGUGUGGAGGGGAAGCUAGAGCGCCUCAGCAUUGUCAGAAACUAUCCAGAUAUUCAGACAUGCGCCCCUCGGAGCUGGAGGGACACAUUCUCCAACAGGAACACCUGCAACAAUGAGUUAAAAAGCCACUACUUGAACACAUACAAAGGUUUGCUGGAGAUGGAGGCAGGACUCUCUGCCUCAGUCCCCAAGCCAAGUGGGAAAAGACAUGAACCCAAAGUCAUCGAGAAUGUGCUCCGUCCACCUGUGAGCACAGAAGUAGAAAGGAUGAAUAAAUACAAGGCCCUGAAAGAGGAGGACAAAGAGCGAGCGGCUCAGAAGGCGUUGCGGUUUCUUGUCAAGAAGGAGAAGCCUGUUACUCGUCCCGUCACUCCCAGAGUGGAGGAGCCGCUAGAGGGGGAUAAGGAGAUAGAGCUUGCAGUCAUCCACUUGCAGAAACUCCUGAGAGGAAGAAGUAUUCAAUACAAGAUGUUUAAGGGCAAGGAGAACCGUCUGGAGCUCAUUAGGGAACUGAGGACUGUCCACGCGCUGCAGAGGGAGGAGCAAGAGCUACGCAAAGAUGACAAAAGGCUUGUGGUGACCCUUCAAAAACGGAUGGACAAACACAGACAUGAGACCUCUCAAGCGGAGGCUUCUCAGGCCGGAGUGGUAGGUGCCGAGCUUGAACACCUAUUUGACACCUUGUCCAAGGAGCUGAUUCAUCUCCAGGAAGAGCGUAGGAUCCAUGCCUUUACACUGCUGGCUGAGAGAGACCGUCGCCUACGAGAGGCUGAGGAGAGUGGGAGGAGACAGAUGGAGGAGCGCAGACGCAGAGAAGAAGAUGAGAUCUUCAGACAGGUGGUUCAGGUGCACCAGGAAACUGUAGAUUUGUAUUUGGAGGACAUCGUCCUCGGGGCCUUGGAGCAGACAGCUGACCAGCAGGCCAGAGAGGAGAUCCACAGGAGGGCAAAGGAGGUCAACGACAUCGCGUAUGCCAUGGAGGAAAGCAGAAACAGUCUUCAGUCGGAGGAGAUCGUGUCGGAGAUGAUCUACAGUUUCCUGCUCCGAGAAGUCAAGAAGAUAAAUGUCAAGGAAAGAGUGCAUCAGAAGCAGCGUAGCCACUCGCAGGCAGCUCGGAGCAUCAUUAAAGGAGGUGCUGAGCAUUGUGGGAUCCUUCCUAGUAUUCCCAGGACGUUGCAGUUGACCUGUCCCUCUGAAAGAGCCUCCGACCGCGUCCUCGAGGAGAUGAUCGGCCAAGUGGAGCAGGAGAAGGGGAAGAAAACUGAGUAG
Messenger RNA from Cyclopterus lumpus (lumpfish), 2299 nucleotides. RefSeq names its product cilia and flagella associated protein 91 (gene cfap91). Lineage: Eukaryota; Metazoa; Chordata; Actinopteri; Perciformes; Cyclopteridae. Bases 20 to 2299 code for a protein of 759 amino acids. The record is from RefSeq and is a predicted model, not a curated record. The transcript has 17 exons.